This is a messenger RNA of Panonychus citri (citrus red mite), 5213 nucleotides long. RefSeq lists its product as uncharacterized. Bases 296 to 5023 code for a protein of 1575 amino acids. Gene Ontology annotation, cellular component: nucleus. Gene Ontology annotation, biological process: chromatin organization. The transcript is spliced from 4 exons. Gene Ontology annotation, molecular function: nucleosome binding; protein binding. NCBI's taxonomy places the organism in Eukaryota, Metazoa, Arthropoda, Arachnida, Trombidiformes, Tetranychidae. The record is from RefSeq and is a predicted model, not a curated record.
UUUUCGAGUGUUUUUAUCGUGAAAACAACUGAUAAAAAUGUUAGAUUUUGUCAAACUAUCAUUUCCAAAGAUAAUUUAUUAACCAUUUAAACCAGUGGAUCGAAAUACUUGUUUGUAACAAUUAAGUUUACAUGGAAAAUAAAUGGACCUUCAUUAGGAAAGCCUUUGGUAGCUGUUUCGAGAUUUUCGUUCUAAUUGUAAUCAUCUAUUCCUUUGAAUGUGAAUUUUGACAAUUUAUUGUGACACUUUCUCUAAGCAAAGUUGAUUCCUUGGAUCAUCUUAACCUUUGAUCUUCAUGGCAAAAGUAACAAGUAACCAAUCAAUCGUCAAGUUGGACUGUGGUCACGACCAAAGUGGCGUUUUUUAUGUUCACAAAUGUUUGAGGACAUUUUGUGGAAAGUGUAAACGAGAAAAUCGCUCAUGUGUCUUGUGUAAAUCUGAACUCUUAGAAACUGAUUAUCUCAAAGCAAUUGACAGGAAGAAAUGUGAAGAUGAUUCCGUUUGUAACAAUCAAGCCAUUUUCCAGUGUUUGUGCGGUAAAAAGUAUUUUUGUGAGGAUCAUUUAUUCAAAUUUCAUCGACCAAUUUUACCAUCAAAAAGAUGUUGUGCUGUGAUUCUCAGUUCGGACUUAGAUGACCAACCAUGUUCCAUAUGUAACAACCGUAUCGCUGAAUUUGUGGACAAUACAACUAAUGAGCUUUUCUGUGCUUCAUGUAAUCAGAAUAAUAACUCAGUUAAUAUUGUGCCCAUUGAACUAGACAAUAACAACAACGAUACCGACAACACAAGCAUAGCCAAAAGUGUUGAAAUUUAUCGAGUUGAUGUACAAAAAAGGUUGGAUCUAUUGAACAACAAGCUAAAAGAUUAUACGAUUGAGAUAGAAAACGAAAGAUCCGAAUUCAAUAAAGGAAUUGGCCACAUGAGAAGUAAAUUAGAAAGUUACUUGAGUGUCAACAAGUCCAAAACAGACUCUUUGCGAUCGGAAGUAUACAAGGUUAAACAAUUUUCGAAUCAAUUGAAUCGUAAUGAUAAAUUUGGAAUAAUCGAUCUCAUCAAGUCAAAUAAGCUUAACAAUAAACUCGCGGACUCGAAAUUAAAGUUAUGGGUCGAAGAGAUAGUGCAAUCGUAUGUUAUUCCUGAAUUAACCAAAUCGGGUGUAGAUUGGACAAAAGAAUCUGAAAAAGCUUUUCAUGAGUUGAUUCCUGGUCCGCGGAACUGGAAGCUUAAUCACGGUCCUUUUUUUCCUGACAAUUUACUCAAAUUAACUUACGACUUAAUCAAAGAACAACUUUUGCACCAGAAUAUCUGUAGAGCUACGUCUUGUUACUGUGAACAAAACAGUCUAAUGAAAAAAGUUCAAGACCUUAGGACUGAAUAUAAGCUUUCACAAAAUAAUCUGGAUUAUUUUCUCGAUUGCUCAUCAAUCGCUGGUGGUGAUGUAACUCUAAUGAUUGAAACUGGUAAACGAGCUCUUAAUCAGUCUGAUUUUCAUAUCGCACGAGUUUGUUUUGAAGAAGCUCAUCGAAUCAGUCCGACCAAUUGGAUUGUUCUCGACACUUUAAUGGGUCUCUAUUUCGUGCUUAAUCAUUACCGUAAUUGUCUUAAGCUCGCAAUCAAAGGAUUAAUGAAAGAUGGCAACUACUUUAAAGCUCGCGUUUUAAUAUCAGAGAUUUUGAAAUCUUCACCAACCUUAAAACCAGAAUUACCUGUUGGUCUGGAUUAUCUACUCGAUUGUAGUUCUGCGAGUGUUAUGACAAGAAAAACAAAAACUUUAGACGAACUCAAGAAGAUGAAAAAACUUCGUGAUGAACAAAAGAAAACUGGAACGCAACAAGAAAAUGCUCGAAAGUCUUUGCAAUUAGACCUCAAUACCGAAACACUUUCGUCGCUACAAUCAUUAAUUUCAGCUUUAAUCAUUGUAAGUAGUGAAAUGGAGAAACAAAAACUCAAUCGUAGUAAAUCAAUAACAUUGAAAAUCACUGGCAAGCCUCGUUCCAAUGCUAAUACGAUUUCUUCCAAAGGAAAUCUUAUUCAAAAUAAUAAACGAAACAGCCAAGGAUCGAGUCCUGGUCCAUCAGCGAAAAGAAGAUCAGUUGAAGAUUUACAGCCGAAAGAUCCAAUAGUCAACAAUAUGUACGAAAAGAUAUUCACAAUGUUACCAGAAAGUAUUUUAACACGUGAAAUAGUCCAAGAAGAGGAGUUACAGGUACAAACAAAGAACGAAGCUCAAGUGGAACGUUUAAUUUUGGCCCGUUAUCGCUUGAAACAAAUACCAUUCAUCUCAAAAGGCAGACAAGUUCAUCUGCUUAUUGCUGAUCUUUUUAUGUUAAUAGCAAACGAAGCCACUGCAAUCAAAUUACCUUCUAAUUUCAGAGAUCUGUACAGAAUUUAUCGCAAAUGGUAUCCGUUACAGACAACUUUAAUGUGCUCAAUCAAAAAUAUAAGUGUUGACAAAACAAAUUUGAUUUUAAUUGCUAAUGAAGUUCAGUUCGAUAAAUCCGAAGCGAUAAUUUUAGCUGAAUCAAUUCCAUAUCUAAGAAAUUUGAUGAUUACUCCAGAUUAUGAUAAAUUUUUCAUUCGUCUUUUGAUUCUUCGAGGUAUCAAAGAAUCUAAAGUUGAUUAUCUUCUAAUGGCAAAUGAAUUGUUUACCAAAACUAACCUCAAAUUAGUGCGAGCGGCAAAUCAAACUGUGUAUACCUCUUCUAGUCUUAGAUCAAUGAUAAAUAAGAUGAAUGAAAAUAAUUUGGACACAUUAUUGGAUCAGCAUCGAAACGAAGAAAUUGUUGAACUAUUCGCAUCUAAAUCUGAGCUCUCUAAACAAGAAGAAGAGUAUCUUUGUCAAGCUAUUCAAUCAUCACAACAAUGGGAACGAGGGAUCGAAAUAAUUGCUCGAAGUAAACAAUUGACCGACACAUUGCUAAAUCUAUUACGAUCUUGUCUAAAGAAUGGUCAUGGAACAUCUAUUGAUCGAGAAUUGGCCAUCAAAUUGUUAAAAUUAGGAACUGAAGAUUACAACGUAAUGGCCUGGACUUGUAUUCUACAAACUUUCAUAAACGAGAUGCGAUGUGGACACAUUGACGAAGGGCAAAUCACUUACUUGAUUAACUCAAUUCAUGAAUAUCUUGGGAAUAAAGGAGUUUGUUGUCAUUCCAAUGGAGAGUUUUUAUCUCUUUCACUCGAUUAUUCGAUCAAUCAAUCAACUAUCCUGAGAGAGAAAUUAAUUCUUAGCUGUCUUGGUUGUUUUUACAAACAAUUAGAAUGUAACUUUCUAUCAGCUCAUCCUGAAUCGGGAGUUUCUUUACAUUGGAAGGACAUGAAUACUAUUUACAAUCAUUUUAUUCCUAAAACUUUACCAACUUUUGAUAGUGAAAAAUGUGAUUCUAUCAAUGCAAAUACUGCGGAGCUGUUACUCAAAUUGCUUUCCAAGGUCCCUGAAAAUUUAAAUCCUGAAAGAUUUUCUAAUUCUGUCAAAGAAUAUGUCGAUAAUGGAAAAUCCAUUGAGCCGUCAUCAAGUAUUCCAAAAGAUCAUGUUACUCAAGAUCUUUACUAUUAUUUAGCUGAUUAUUACUUAAAAAACAAAGAGGUUCUAAAAGCCGUCCAAUUUUAUACUCUCGAUCUAACUUUAAAUCUCAAUCGAUUUGAUUCAUGGGCUGGAUGUGCACUCGCAAUAACAAGUCAAAUUGAUCAAUCUUCUUCAACUAAUGGUCGAGUUUUCUACUCAUCUACUCAUGAGGUGUUGCUUUUUGGGCAAAAAGCAUUUCGUUGUUACAAUAAAGCGACUCCAUUGAAAGAUAAUAAUUCCAAGGUAUGGUUCGAAUAUGGAAAGUGCGCUUAUAACAUUGCGAGUUAUAUUUCUCGAGUCAUGAAAUUUGGACCAGUACUGGAGAAUUCACAAAAGGAAGAGAUGAAUAAACAGCGAAAGAAAUUCUUAGAACAAGCUCGCGUUUGCUUUGAAUCAGCAAACAAAUUUGCCAAUGCUGUCGAAAUUAUGAUGAAUUAUUAUUUCUUAGGAAAAAUCGCUGAGAGAAGUGACAUCUCAGAGGCACUUCGAUGUUACGGAUUAUCUUUGUCUCAUUUUGUCUCAAAUGGAGAUAUUUCUGGAAUUAAUAAUGUCAAUUCUAUUCAUUAUCGUUUUGGCAUUGAAAUUCAUUAUCGUAUUCACGCUUAUGCCCUCAAGUAUAAUCAAAGAGAUAAAACUCUAUCACCGGAAAUACUGGAGGUUUUAACUCGUGCAGAAAAAAGUAUUACUCUCUUUGAUUCUGUGUCAAGAAAUAAUAAAACCAUUGAUGAUACCGGAAAGGAAAUUUCUGAUUUGGCUACUGUGAAAAGUGAAGACCAACGAUUACAUCGAAAAAUCAUAAAUCUGUGUCGUGAAGCGAUGCUUAGAAUAUUAAGAUGUUCUCCAGGUCAUUACAAAGCUCUUUCUCGAAUGGCUUAUCUUUAUUCUCUUUCUGAAGAUUUUGCAAACGCUCGAAAGAUACUCACCGAGCCAUUUGAACUGCCUACUCAUCCUCAAAGUUCUACUACUUCCGAAAUUGGGGAUAAUUCAACUGAAACAGUAAAAUCUUCACCCAUUCAAGAUCUUUUCGACACGACUAAAUGUAACUAUUAUAUAUUCCAUGGAAUCCUGAAGACAUUGAACUACUCAAUCGAGAGACCAGGAAGUUUCUGUACUCACAUCCGUCGAUCGACAGAUUUACUGAUUGAUGUGAAUAAAACUUUAGGUGAUGCUGAACAAUUAUUGAGAAUCGCAAUAUUUUUGAAUUCAUUAGAAUUGAGAAGCAAAGGAUAUCUUCGUGAAACCGAUCGUGAAAAUCUUGGGAAAAAAGCAUUGGAACUUUGUUUUAGUAUUUACGAGAGUCGAAUUGUAGAGGCAAAAGGAAAUCAUCAGGACUUAAAGUCAAUUGAAGCCAAUUUAAGGGAAAUAUGUAAUAAAUUGAUGGAAUAUCCUUUUUACGAACAUUCUGCUAAACAAUUUCUCGAAAAACAUGACAAUCGCGCUGAAUGUAUAACAAUUGAUUAAUCACUAACUUUAAUGACGAAUAUCUUUCCUUACAAAGUUUUUUAAAUUCGCAAAAAUCUUUACUGAUUAUGAACGAAACUAAUAUUUUUUGACUAAUUACUUUUGUGAAUACAAAAAAGUAUUUUAUGUAAUUUUACAGAGAAAUCGAAUAAUUUGAAUAAAUCUGGAUCAGUUUUUUUAUCAUUUCAAA